Messenger RNA from Argiope bruennichi, 1278 nucleotides. It is a transcript of the gene Uqcc1, whose product is annotated as ubiquinol-cytochrome-c reductase complex assembly factor 1-like. Gene Ontology annotation, biological process: mitochondrial respiratory chain complex III assembly. Gene Ontology annotation, cellular component: mitochondrion. Bases 317 to 1099 code for a protein of 260 amino acids. The record is from RefSeq and is a predicted model, not a curated record. The transcript has a single exon. Lineage: Eukaryota; Metazoa; Arthropoda; Arachnida; Araneae; Araneidae.
AAAAUAUACAUCGUAAAUAAACAAGAUUCCCGCAGUAGUCAGACCGUUAUUCGACCUUCUAACAUUUAUAUAAUAGUGCCCCGAAUGAAAAUCAUUAAUAAGAACUAAGGGCAAUUUUAAAUAUUCACUACUCGGGUAUCAUCUGUAAGUUUAUGGUGUUAUUUUAACAACUGUAUUCUUAUUCUAGAAAGUAUAAAAUUGGAUGAAAUAAAAUUUAAUUGUGUAUAAUUAUUGCAAUUUGAUUGUUUCAAAUCAAUUCUUACAAAAAGUAAGUUUUAUAACAUAUGUAUAAGAUUCUGUGAGCAUUGGAAAGAAAAUGCAAUUCGUAUAUAAGACCAGGAUUCUUCAAAGAACUUUAAAUUACUCUCGAAUCUCCCAAUUAUUCAUUUCCAAUUCAUGCCCUUGUACUGGGUUAUUGGUACAUAAAGGUUGCAUCUUACCUCAAAAAGUACAAAAAUAUGAUGUAACGAAAUUUCCAAUGAUAAAUUUUUCAACAUCCACAGAGCUCAAUGGAGCAAUAGCAUCCGUUAAAAAGAAACUUUCUGAUUUUAUGUCAGCUUCAUCGAAAGCCAAAUUGGGUGCAUGUAUAGCAUAUGAAAAGUGCGCUGACACAAUCGAUUAUCCUGAAUUCUUUAAAUACUUUGACUUGCCUGAUACUUUUCAAUCAUGGUUUCUGAUUGUGCAGUUGCAUGUUUGGAUGUGUACACUUAUUGCAAUUACAGAGAAAAGUGGCCUAGUUUUCCGAACUCAUAUAGUUGAUGCCAUGUGGGUUGAUGUUGAAACACGUUUGGGCCAUUUGAAGGAAGUUCGACGAUCUUAUAGGAAGCAGUUUCUUGCUGAAAUAACUGAUCAAUUUCGUGCAUCACAGAUUGCAUAUGAUGAAGGUGUGCUUUGUGAUGAUACAGUACUUGCAUCUGCAGUUUGGCGGACAAUUUUUGGAUUCCGCAACAUGGAUCCAAGAGUUUUGGAGGCCAUGGUAUUUUACAUUCGAAAGCAGAUUGAUCAUUUAGACCAUCAGAAUUCAGAAGAAAUUUUGUUUAAAGGAGCUGUUGAAUUUUUACCUUUAAAAUCUGUUAUUGAUAAAAUGAAUACACUAUAGAUCUUGUUGGAAUAAAAUGUUACUAGAUCAUUGUGAUUUAUUUAUUUGGAUUAAAUUAUUGUUCGAAUAUUUUACCAUGUAUACUUUUGCUACUGUUCCACUCAGAACUUGUGUAAUAAAUGUAUGCAUCUAAAAUUCUAAAAAUUUAGUGUGGAGAAUAAAAGUUGUAGAAAGGUUCA